AUGACGGAGAGAACGAGACAAGAAAUAGAUAAUCAAAUGAACAAUAUCAAUGAAUAUUCGGAAGAAAUAAAUGAUGACUAUGAGGGAACAGAGGAAUAUCCUAUAGAUGAAUACAGAAGUGUUCCAGACUACCAAAAGAGCUACCACACACAAAAUCCCUACUCAUUUGAAGACGAGUACACAGAAAAAAAUACAUGGGAAGAGUCAUUAGAUAGAUAUGGAGAAUACAGGCCAGAUGACUAUAACCGAGAGGGCUGGCAGUGGAAUGAGAGGGAGAGAGAGGAAACUCCCGUUGCCUGGCCCACCAUUGAAAAAAAGUCAAAAAAAGAGAAAAGUGCUCCGAGAAAGAAGUCAAAGUUUCGAGUCUGCACAAACUGCGGAACAACCACUACGCCUGCGUGGAGAAGAAGCACAAGUAACAAAAUACUGCUGUGCAAUGCCUGUGGGCUGUACCAGAGGCUGCACGGAAGCAACAGACCAUUCAGUGUGACGCCCGAUGGAAAAACAAAGGCAAUCAAGAAUAAUAUUGAAAAGGGCAUUUGCAGAGGAUGCGGAGUGGUCCAGACCCCUCUUUGGAAAAGAGGAAACAGCAAUGAGUGGCUUUGUAGCUCGUGCGGAUUGCUGUACAGCCGAAGAGAAAGAGAAAGGGAGGAGUAUGGGCAGGAGUGGUCAGAGUAUUCACAGAGCGAGGCGUGGAAGUAUACAGAGGAGUAUCCUGAGGGCACGCGGUGGCAUGAGAAAGAAGCCGGGCAGGACCAAGCCAUUCAGUAUGAGUAUAUGGAUAAAGAUGCAGAGGCAAACUAUUUUGGAGAUGAUAGAUUCAGAGGAUACUUUGGAUAUUACGAUCAGGAAAAAGAGUAG
Molecule: messenger RNA, 861 nt
Organism: Nematocida ausubeli
Lineage: Eukaryota; Fungi; Microsporidia
Exons: 1
Coding region: 1-861 (286 amino acids)
Biological process (GO): positive regulation of transcription by RNA polymerase II; negative regulation of transcription by RNA polymerase II
Molecular function (GO): zinc ion binding; DNA-binding transcription factor activity, RNA polymerase II-specific; RNA polymerase II cis-regulatory region sequence-specific DNA binding
Source: RefSeq, a predicted model, not a curated record